AAUAAGGAGCCACAAAAUCAAAGCUUUGAAAACUGCUGUCCCAUUUUCAACACUUUGCGGAAUCAUCUCUCUUUUAUCUGUGGAACCAGGAGAUUUGAAUUUCUGGGCCAUCAACUUCCAUUCAGACAAACUCUUUAUGGAGUCUGGAGCAGUGGUUGGAAAUGCUGUUAUUGAGAAAACUAAUGUGGAAGACACAUCUAUUGAUGUUAAGAAAGAGGAAGGUUGUGGGCAGAUUUGCAGCGGGGAAGGAGGUUCUGAGAAUGGGAAGAAUUUGGAACAAGUGAUUAGUGUAUCAGGAGGGGAGGUUGAAUCUUCUAAGACCCUCCCGGAAAGUACCAUGUCAAAGGGCAGUAAAGCUCCUGUCAAUAGCAGUUCUAAGACUAAUGCGAAAGGGUCAACUGAAUUGAAUCGUAAAGGUAAACCAAGCUUGAGUCAGAGUCAAUCCUUUCCUGCUAAAGGACUUCGUAAAGGAAUGGGUAAUAGCACUGGCAGCUACUCUGUGAGAUCCAACGCGAAAAUCCCUCAAACAAAGGGGCUGAAAGUUGAAGCUACCUCAUCACACGGAAAAGAUGCAUCAGUUUCACGUAUGAUUCCUGCUAGUAGGCGAGCGUCUACUGGAGUGAAUGCAAAGGAAGCAAACACAAAUGGUGGCGGGGCUUCUUCUAGGCGAAGUACUUUAGCAUCCGUGCCAAAUCAGUCCCGUAAGAUUGUCUCGAAUGGUGCUCCAAGAUGCCCUCCAUCCGAAGGCUUCCUACCAGUUGAUCAACAACCAAAACAAACUAAAACUGGCCUGCUGACGGAUGAUGAUGAUGCUCGUUCGGCUGCUUCAUCGACUCUUACUCCUCGUGGAGCGAGCAGGAGCAGUGCCUCUGGAUUCUCCUUCAGGUUGGAUGAACGUGCUGAAAAGCGUAGAGAGUUUUAUUCAAAGAUUGAGGAAAAGAUACAUGCAAAGGAAGUAGAAAAGAGCAGCUUGCAAGAAAAAUCCAAGGAAAGCCAAGAGGAAGAAAUUAAAAGAUUGAGAAAGAGCUUGACCUUUAAAGCCACUCCUAUGCCAAGUUUCUAUAAAGAACCACCUCAGAAAGUUGAACUGAAGAAGAUGCCAACAACCCGUGCUAAAUCUCCAAAGCUUGGGAGAAACAAAAGCAUCACUGCUGGAUUAACCAACAGCAUAGGAGAUGGUUCAGGUCCUAGCCCACGUGUUAGCCGAGAACACAACAGGUCACCCAAGAUUGCAAAUAAUGACAGUGUUGUUUCUGCAUCAAAGAAGCCACUUAGGAAAUCCCUGUCUAGUCUUCACCGAAGGGAUUCAGCAGUUUCUAUAACUGAGAGGAUGCCUAUCAAGUUGAGACAGAAGCCUACAGAAGCAGAAGGUCGAGAUGAGAAAAAUCAAGCAGAAGAUCUCAAGGAAGGUGAGCCACAACCCUCCAACCCACCAGGAAAUGCAGAUUCGUCAAAUGCUGGAUCUGAUCAUUAUCCUAUCCAGGACGACAACUCAUUUGUAAAUGCACCCAAUCCAGAGAUACCAGUUCAGGCUGAAUUGAUAGUUGGUGGUUAAAAUGCAUGCAGGCACAGGGUAAAUGAAACUUAUACUUGUUAGGCUUUUUGAGUUCAUGUUCUGUUUCUUUGUGCAUAUUAAUGGUUGCAAGUUUUGUGUGAACGCAAUAUACUGUAUUGUUUACUUGUA
Daucus carota subsp. sativus is the source of this 1684-nucleotide messenger RNA. RefSeq names its product protein WVD2-like 4. The coding region runs from base 137 to 1555 and encodes 472 amino acids. NCBI's taxonomy places the organism in Eukaryota, Viridiplantae, Streptophyta, Magnoliopsida, Apiales, Apiaceae. The record is from RefSeq and is a predicted model, not a curated record. Gene Ontology annotation, molecular function: microtubule binding. The transcript is spliced from 8 exons.